AUGGGCUGGGGCGGCUGUGGAAAGGAUUGGGGCGCUGCUGCUGGUGGCUGGGGCGGCGGCGACGCUGGCUGGGGAGGUGACGGCGGUUGGGGAGGAGGGGGGUGCAGCAAAGGAGGUGGUGGAGGAUGGGGUGGUGAGAGCAGCAAGGGCUGUGGUGGUGGAAGCUGGGGGGGUGACAGCGGCAAAGGCUUUGGUGGAGGAUGCAAGGGUGGCAAGGGCUACGGAGCUGGUGGUGGAAAGGGCGCUGGACCCGGCAGCAAUUGGGGUGGUGCUGGUGUUUGGCAGCCCAUGUUCAACCCGAUGCUCGCGAUGAUGAUGAAGGGCAUGGGCAAGCAGACCACUGGCCUUCGAAAUUUCUCCAACGAAAAGAAGGUUUGGAUAGGAGGGCUGCCAGCCAACCAAGUCAGCAAGGAGGUCAACAUGAAGAUGAAAGAUCACAUGUCCACAGCUGGCUUUCCUUGCUUGUAUGCAGAGAUCGGCAAGAGUGGCAGUGGAGGUGCUGCAUUCAAAAGCGCUUCAGAGGCUCAGAGUGCUUGCGCUGCGCUGAAUGGCUCUGUCUUUGAGGGCCACACUCUCUCCAUAGAUAUGUGGGGCAAAAAACCACCACCUUGA
Messenger RNA from Durusdinium trenchii, 612 nucleotides. The record is from the annotation of a GenBank genome assembly. Lineage: Eukaryota; Dinophyceae; Suessiales; Symbiodiniaceae.